This is a messenger RNA of Anthonomus grandis grandis, 5839 nucleotides long. RefSeq lists its product as uncharacterized. The transcript is spliced from 2 exons. The coding region runs from base 1570 to 2724 and encodes 384 amino acids. The record is from RefSeq and is a predicted model, not a curated record. NCBI's taxonomy places the organism in Eukaryota, Metazoa, Arthropoda, Insecta, Coleoptera, Curculionidae.
GCUUAUUGUGAGGUAAUAUAUUUAAUAGUUUUUUGGUUUUAGAUAUAACCCAUAACCAUUUUUAUAUGGUUUUAAGUAAAGACCACUUCCUUUUUUCCCAAUAGCUAUCUCUUCCAUGACACGAUUAUGUCUUUUAUUUUCUUCUAAUUUUUGUUGUGCUGCCUUUGUAUCAUUAAUGGCUUUAGCAAUGCUUGCUGCCCCUCCUCCUAAAGCGCCUAAGGCAGAUAGCCCUGCAAAUAUUGGAAUUAAAGGAAGGACACCACCUUUGAUUUUUGGAAUAGGAAUUAUUCUUUUUGAAGAAAUUUUCCUUUUUUUAAGACGUUUUAAAGCACCAUUGGUUGUAACGUUUAACUUUUUAUAAGACUUUCCGAUUAUACCUUUUUUUCUUUUACUUGCAGACGCUUUUUUUCUAUUUUUCUUUUUUGUUAAACCCAUCCCCAAUUUGGAUUUUGCUUUCAUUAUACCUGCAAUUCCUAGGGCGCUUAAACGUUCACCCACACCUGCAUCACUUGACCUAAACCGAUUGAUUGCUUGGUCAGCCAAUAUCCUAUCGGCCUUGUUACGACUUUUUACGCUAGAAAAUUUACUGUAUGCAAUGUCGUGAUUUUUACACGCUUCGUCAAGUUUAUUUACGCCUUGAUGACCGGCAGCUAAACGUUUUUCCAAUCUUGUACCGGGCCCACAAAAAUUAUAACCAGGAAUGUGUAAUUCAAAUGGUAAUUUAUUAAUUACAGUAUUUAAGGAGCCACCUUUCGGUGUGAACUUUAGUGUCAUAAUAGAUUUUUAUAUAAUAGUUAAUACCCUUUUAUACUUCGAAUAUGUGGUUGGAAAAACAAAAGUUUUCGUUACCAGUGAAAAAUUAUGACCUAAAUAUCAGUAAUGGGCAGAUAUUUAAGAAACAUGGGGAGUUGUUUGGAGGUGAAUCAAAACGGGGAAUCAUAGUGGGUCCAUCUGGCUGUGGAAAAACUAAUGUAAUGAUUACAUUAUUAACACACCCCAACGGAUUACGAUUUGAAAAUGUUUAUGUGUAUUCUAAAUCAUUAUAUCAACCAAAAUAUGAAUUUCUAAGAAAAUUAUUAAAACCACUUAGGGGAAUAGGUUAUUUUGAGUCGUGUUUUGAGCAGGAUAUUGUACCACCAGUUGACGUUAAACCUAAUUCAGUAAUAAUAUUUGAUGAUAUUGUGUGCUGUAAUCAAAGUAUUAUGCGAGAUUAUUUUUGUUUUGGUAGACAUAAAUAUACGGACUGUUUUUACCUAUGUCAAACGUACUCAUCGAUUCCUAAACAAUUAAUCAGAGAUAAUGCAAACCUACUAAUUAUAUUUAAACAAGACGGAACCAAUUUAAAACAUAUCUAUGAUGAUCAUGUAAAUAUGGACAUGUCAUUUCAACAGUUUAAAGAUCUCUGUUCCACUUGCUGGCGAUCCGAUUUUGAUUUUAUUGUUAUUGAUAAAGAUUGUGGUGUUGAGACUGGAAGGUAUCGAAAUAAAUUUGACCAGUUUAUUCAUUUAAAUAAAUAAGAUAUAUCACUAAGGAGUUAAUUAGUUUAAAGCCUAUAGUUUGGAAGCGAACAUGAAUGAAAAGUUAGUAAAAGAAUUAAUACAAGCCCGUCAAGCUGUAAAACGAAAACUAAAAUCUUUAAAAACAGAUGUGGCCAAGUCUCAGUUUCGACAAGAAAAAGAAUUUAAACCAAUUACAGAACCCUUAAAAGAAUUAAUUAAAGCUGUAAAAGCGGAGGAAAAAAUUAAAACAGAACCCUUAACACCGCCAGCAUUUUCUACUCCUCAAAAAUUUAAAACCGAUUUAUCACCGCAAAAAAGACGUCAAACAAAUAUUUAUAACAAAUAUCUACCUUCGGAAUUACCAUCAUUUUUAACAAGAGAAGAUACAUUUGAAAUAAACGAUGAGAAUGACGAUGAUGUAUUUUUUAAUCAACAAUCAUCUUUAAGGGAGCCUCGUCUAAGUUCUACGAGACGAGAUAAUUUAGAUGAAUCUACCAUUACUGAACCAACAACAAAAGAAAUUAGACAGAGUAUUUUUGAGUUAACCAGAAGUCCGGCAUACGAACAAUAUCUUGAAGCAUUUCAUCCGCUUGUAAGAGGUUUUGUUGAUGCAUCUUUAAAAAGUGAACGAGAUUUAGAUAAUACGCAUGGCCUAUUUCAUGAUGCAGAAAAUGAAAAGUGGAAAAUUGGCGACAGUGAAGCUGACUUUGUGCAACAAAAUUUUAAGAUUCAGGAUUUAAUCUAUGAGGGUACACCCGGUCUCUAUGAACUUUUAUUUUUUCAAGAACCUCGCGGUUAUACCUCAAAAGAUCUUAACAAUUACAUGGAUAUAUUGCAAAGAAGCAAUGCUUAUAGAAGAAACUAUGAUCCAAAGGCACAGAUUCAAGGCACUACCGACCCAAAAUACUUAACAAUAAUAAAACCGUACUUGAUAAAAAAGGGAAUUUUAAGAUCUACUUCCACAUCUAGUGCCAUUCCUUUUUCUAAGCCUAAACCACCGUCAGAAACACGCCCGAGAAGCACUAGAAUAACCUCGAAAAAGGGGGGAGGAAUGAUGAUGAAUUUAACAAAUAAAAAAACUGAUUAUGUCUAUUAUGAUGAUCCUAAUGAGUUAGUAGAACGGUUAAAAUUACUUAUAUCAUCACAAAUGGCAGGGCAUACCGGACAUAAUAAUGAAAUAGUCUCCAUUAUUGAAGAGCUAAAGGAAGCAAAAGUUAUUUUAUAGACUGUUUAAACCACUAUAUGGUAUUUUAAAAAUGUCUUUGAACAAGUUCGGUUCUCAUCUUCACUUAAAUAGGAAAAACUAUAGUAAAACUGAUACAAUUACUUUCAUUCAAUUAACGCCCCUAAAGUUGUUUUACAACAUAUCAUUAACAUUUAUGGGAAACUGCUUUCCAAACGAUGAGAAAUUUACUUUGAUAUUUGAUAAAAAAACAUUUUUUAAAUUUCCAUUAAGUUCUGGUGUUAUUAUAGGGGCUGAAUAUCCAAAGAAAGAAAUAUUCUUAUUAAUUAAUGGUAAAAAAGGAAAAUUAGAGGGAAGAGAAAUAAAAGAAGGAGAUCUAAUUGAGUUUGGUAAAGAGCCAAAAUCCUCAAUUGACUUUUUUUAUGGAGAAUUAAUAAUAAAAUGUCCCGUUUUAGUAGAAUAAAACAAUAAAUAAGUACAAAUAAAGUUUAUUUCAAAGAUGACUUUAGACAAGUUUGGAUCUCACAUAUUUCAUAAAUAUUCCAGAAUUGAUGAUGAUAAUCAAGUUAAUUUAGUCAACAUUGCAAAUUUAAAAUUAUUUUACCAUAUAACAUUGCCAUUUCUUGGUCACCAUGACCCAAGUGAAAAAAAUUUUGUUUUAACCCAAGAUAAACGAGUUUCCUAUCGAUUUCCAACUGACUCUGGUGUUAUUAUAGCCGGCGAAUUUCCAAAACAACAUGUAAAUUUAUUAAUAAAUGGUAAACAAGGUGGAGUGGAAGGAAGAGAACUAAAGGCAGGUGAUUUAAUUGCAUUUCGACGGGAUUCAAAAUCUCAGAUAGACCAAUUUUAUGGAGAAUUAAUAAUAAAAUGUCCUAUUUUAAUAGAACAAUAAACAUUAACCAUGAGCAAGAUAAAAGAAGAUGUUGUUAAUGAGCUGCAUAGAUUAAGUAGGAAAAAAUAUCCAAGAAGACGUGUUAUAGUUAAAGGACUUAAUGAUUUAUGGCAGGCAGAUUUAGUGGAAAUGAUUCCAUAUCAUAAGCUCAAUAAAGGUUAUCGAUAUAUACUUGUAGUUAUUAAUGUUUUUUCAAAAUACGUAUGGACAAAACCCAUAAAGUCAAAAACUGCUAAAUAUGUGGCUGAUGCAAUGGCAAAUAUUCUUAGCAAUGUUAAAACACCACCAAACAACCUACAUACCGACAGAGGAUCGGAAUUUUACGGUAAACAUUUUCAGGAAUUAAUGAAAAAAUUUAAAAUAAAUCAUUAUAGUACAUUUUCAAAUGUAAAAGCUAGUGUUGUGGAACGAGUAAAUCGAACUUUAAAAACUUUAAUGUGGAAAAAAUUUAGUUUGAGAGGAAAUUAUAAGUGGAUCGAUAUCUUGGAUGAUAUUGUGCAAAAAUAUAAUAAUACAAGACAUUCUAGCAUUGGAAAAAAACCAAAUGAAGUAAACGAAAAAAAUGAACAAGACAUUUUAAAGUUUCACUUUAACCAUAUAAAAAUGGUUGAUCCAAAAAUUCCUAAAUUUAAAAUUGGUGAUCAUGUACGUAUAAGUAAACAAAGAGAAGCAUUCACAAAAGGAUAUACACCCAAUUGGUCAAAUGAAAUCUUUCAAGUGAAAAAAAUUAAUCUAACAAAUCCUACAACCUAUUUACUACAAGAUGAAAAUAAUGUGGAAAUUCAAGGUGGUUUUUAUGGGGCUGAGUUGCAAAAAGUAAAACAUCCUGACGUUUAUUUGGUUGAAAAAAUUCUACGGCGUAAAGGGAACCAAGUUUACGUAAAAUGGUUGGGAAUGGAUAAGACACAUAAUUCUUGGAUUCUAAAAAAAGAUGUUUUGUAAAAUGUUAGUUAAGUUAAAUAUAUUUUUUAUUAUUAAAUUUUUAAUUUUAAACCAAACCAUGUACAUAGUAGAAGAUUAUGUAAUAAAAUCUGUUAAAAGCAAAAUUAUUCUUUGGUUUUGAGUAGAUCAACUAUAACCACAAAAGAUGUUGAAUCAAAUAUUAAAUUCAUUAAAAUAUUUAUUUGGAAUAAAGUGUGUAGUGAAAAAUAAUAGUGAUAGUGUGACAAACAUUUAUAAUGAAGAAAAACAUAAUAUAUUAUGUGAACAAUUAUUACAAAUUAUAGGUGGAAAGAAAAAUGUGCGAGAAUUGAAUGCAAAGGAAUUAGAAAAUCUACCAAUGGAUUUCUUUUUAAAAUAUGUGGAUCCCAUGACUUUAUUAUUUAUUUGGAACAAACUACCUGCUAACUAUAGACAAGAGUUUGAUUUACAAAUAAAAUUACCAUGUUUUAUUCACUAUAAUAGACCAGAUUGGCGAACACACGUAGAUGGACCUCCUUCACCACAAAAUAAAUGUUGUUUUUGUAUUAAAGCUCUUGCUAAACAAAAUUAACCAAUAUUCAACAAUAAACCAUGAUUUGGUUAAGUCCUACAUUUAUAACACUAGUUGCAGUAGUACAAAAUGUUUUCUACGUUCAUAAACCUCCGGAAAUAGUGUCUGCAUUUGUUCAACUGAAAGGUGAAAAUUUUUCAAGUGAUAAUUCAUGGAUACCCUUACUAUACAAACGCAUUCAUAAUGAAUCAGUUCCAAUAUUUUUUACAUGGAUUCCAACUAACAUCUCAAUGACCUCUAGACAUAGACUUCACUAUAGGUUAAGAUUUCGAUUCAUUAAUGGAACAAUACUUGAAAGUAGGGACUGGACAACUUUUAGUAAAGGAUUAAAUACAGAAAAUUCUAUAAUUAUUAAUCUAAAUUCUAAUACUAGUGGUAAUUACUUAGAGUUAAAUACUUUAAGAUCAAAUUUCCAUGUCUUUAUGUAUGUAACACAGACCAUUUUUAUAAUUACUAUACUAAUUUUAGGUAAUAUAAUAUGUAAAAUGUUGUAUAAUUUAGGAGAACAACAACAACAAAAACAAUUACAAAAUGUACACCGUUUAAUUUAAGAGAAUAAUAAAUAUCAUGUGUAUUUAUCAAUAAAUAAGUAUGUACCUAUUAGUAGUAUUACUAUUCUCAUAUAAAUUAGUAAUUAACAUUUAAGCAAGGUCGCGAUACCGCUUUGUUGCUCGCACUCGACGGUAAAAUAUGAUUGUAAUAAUAUUAUACUAAAACGGUACGGACGUUUUGGUAGGUGCGCGGUAGACCAAAAUUGGUUUUUUUAACCUUGG